Cuculus canorus (common cuckoo) is the source of this 1802-nucleotide messenger RNA. RefSeq names its product zinc finger CCCH-type containing 10 (gene ZC3H10). Lineage: Eukaryota; Metazoa; Chordata; Aves; Cuculiformes; Cuculidae. The record is from RefSeq and is a predicted model, not a curated record. Bases 142 to 1314 code for a protein of 390 amino acids. Gene Ontology annotation, molecular function: metal ion binding. The transcript is spliced from 2 exons.
CAGCGCCUUCCGGGUCUCACCGGAAGCUCGGCAGAGCACUUCCGGCCCGGCGCAGAGCGGAAGGGGCCGCUCAUUGUUGGCGCCCGAGGUCCCGCGGGGAGGGCGCGCGGCGCCUGGAGCCCCGCGGCGGCAGCAGCCAAGAUGCCAGACCGGGACGGGUACCCCCCGAGCAGCGGUGGUGACGAAGCGGGUGCCAACGCCGACGACAUCUGCCGCGAUUUCCUUCGCAACGUCUGCAAGCGCGGGAAGCGCUGCCGGUUCCGACACCCGGACAUCAGCGAGGUCACCAACCUGGGAGUUCGUAAGAACGAAUUCAUCUUCUGCCACGACUUCCAGAACAAGGAGUGCGUCCGGCUCAACUGCCGCUUCAUCCACGGCACCAAGGAGGACGAGGACUGCUACAAGAAGACGGGGGAGCUCCCCCCGCGCCUCCGGCAGAAGGUGGCCGCCGGGCUGGGCCUCUCGCCGGCCGACUUGCCCAACAGCAAGGAGGAGGUGCCCAUCUGCCGGGACUUCCUGAAGGGCGACUGCCAGCGCGGUGCCAAGUGCAAAUUCCAGCACCUGCAGCGGGACUACGAGUACGAGACACGCGGCAUGGCUGCCCGCGAGCAGGGCAUCGUCUCCGCCGGCCGCCGUUACGAGCCCUACGACGCCAUUUACGACGACGAGCCCGAGCCGGUGCUGAAGCGGCGGCGGGUGGAAGGGCUGCACUUCGAGAGCUAUGAGUACGGGUUUAGCAGCGCACGGGCGGUGGAGUACCGGCUGCUGGAGGAGGAGAACAUCCUGCUUCGGAAGCGGGUGGAGGAUCUGAAGAAACAGGUGAACAACCUGAUGGCCACCAAUGAGGUCCUGCUGGAGCAAAACGCCCAGUUCCGCAACCAGGCCAAGGUGAUGACGCUGAGCUCCACCGGCACUGCCACCGAGCAGACUCUGGCCCCCACUGUGGGCACCGUCACCAACUACAACCACAGCAUCGCGCAAACGCACACGACGCUCAGCAGCCAGGCCCUGCAGCCGCGCCCCGUCUCCCAACAGGAGUUGGUGGCUCCAGCCGGGGCGCAGGCAGCUCCCCCCACCAACGCCGCGCCCCCCCUGAAUCCCGAGAUCACCCCUCUGUCAGCUGCCCUGGCCCAGACCAUCGCACAGGGCAUGGCCCCCCCGGUUUCCAUGGCGCCGGUUGCCGUUUCGGUGGCACCGGUCGCCGUCUCUAUGGCGCAGCCGCUGGGGGGGAUCACCAUGAGCCACGCCACCACCCCCAUGGUGACGUAUCCCAUCGCUUCCCAGAGCAUGCGGAUCACGGCCAUGCCCCACUGACCGCCGGAUUUGGAAGUGGCUCCUGGUGGGGUGCAGUAACCCCAACCCCUCUUCCCGGGACUUUGGCCCUCAGCCCCGCACCCUCUGCCGUGGGAGUUUGGUAAAACCUGGGGGGGGGCAGGGGAACCCAAGGCCAAACAUGGACCCCUGAGCAGGGUCGAGGUGCCAGAGGCGCCCCAGUAUGGACACGGCCCCCCCGGUGUCAGCUCUGUGUGCGGUGGGAGCCCCGGUAUGGACACGGUCCCCCCCGGUGCCAGCUCUGUGUGCGGUGGGAGCCCCGGUAUGGACACGGCGCCCCCGGUGCCAGCUCUGUGUGCGGUGGGAGCCCCGGUAUGGACACGGCGCCCCCAGUUCCAGCUCUGUUGGCGAUGGGAGCCCCGGUAUGGACACGGCCCCCCCGGUGCCAGCUCUGUGUGCCGAUGGGGGGGGCAGCCCCGGGGCCACGGCUGCCCUGACGGGUAACAUUUUGAACUAUUAAAACCUGACAA